Messenger RNA from Poeciliopsis prolifica (blackstripe livebearer), 3570 nucleotides. RefSeq names its product rab5 GDP/GTP exchange factor-like. The coding region runs from base 145 to 1662 and encodes 505 amino acids. The record is from RefSeq and is a predicted model, not a curated record. Lineage: Eukaryota; Metazoa; Chordata; Actinopteri; Cyprinodontiformes; Poeciliidae. Gene Ontology annotation, cellular component: endocytic vesicle; cytosol. Gene Ontology annotation, biological process: vesicle-mediated transport. Gene Ontology annotation, molecular function: small GTPase binding; guanyl-nucleotide exchange factor activity; zinc ion binding. The transcript is spliced from 9 exons.
AGGGUCUGUCAGAGAAGAUGGCUCCAGGACGAAGCUAAUUGUUUAGCCGAUGUAAAUCUAUCCACCACCAACAGGCUGGAGACUGCGGUGACAAAAUUAACAGAUAACCCGUGGAGACAAAUAAGACCCUGUCACUGAGGAGCGAUGAGCCAGAGACGUGGCAUCCAUGUGGACCAAUCUGAGCUGCUCUGCAAAAAAGGAUGUGGGUUUUAUGGCAACACAGCCUGGCAGGGCCUGUGCUCAAAGUGCUGGCGAGAGGAAAAUCAGCGAGAAAAGCAGAGGCAAAUUCAAGAGGACUGGGCUCUUGCGGAAAGGCUGCAGAGAGAGGAAGAGGAAGCUUAUGCAAGCAGGCAUCAGAGGACACAAUCGCAACCUGCAAUCACUCCCUUCAACAAGUUUGAAGAAAGAAAGACGAAGGAGAAGUCCAGCAAAGUCAACACAGUCACAAAGUUUUUCACUCCAUCAACAAAAACACCACCCAAAAAGGAUGCUGACGCUCAGUCGACUCCGAGCUCCAGCUCCUCAGCCAGUCGCCAGCCCAUUCCAGACAGCGACCGCGCAACGCAAGAGUUCAUAGAUUUUCUGAAGUCGGUGAAGUCUGGCAGGGAAAUCUUCAAACAGUGUCGGGCUUUCACUGAAGGCAUGGUGUACAAGCGGGACAUGGGAGCCGACGAGCAGUCGGAGUGUGUGCAAGACUUCUACCAGAACCUCUCAGACCGGCUUCAGAACCAGUUCAAAGGUUCGACAGAGCAUGUAGAGAGGGUGAUGGAUGAAGUGGAGAAGUACAUGAUGACCCGACUUUACACUGAGGUUUUCUGUCCGGAAACCACAGACGACGAGAAGAAAGACUUGGCUGUUCAGAAGAGAAUCAGAGAUUUGCACUGGGUCACCAUAGAAAUGCUGUGUGUGCCUGUGGAUGAAGAGAUCCCGGAGGUCUCAGACAGCGUCGUCAAAGCCAUUACAGAUGUAAUUGAAAUGGACUCGAAGCAGGUACCCAAAGAGAAGCUGGCGUGCAUCACCCGUUGCAGCAAGCACAUCUUCAACGCCAUCAAAGUGAGCAAGAAGGAGGCCGCGUCAGCCGACGACUUCCUCCCGACUCUCAUCUACAUCGUGCUGAAGGCAAACCCUCCGCGGCUGCAGUCCAACAUCCAGUACAUCACCCGCUUCUGCAACCCCAGCCGACUCAUGACCGGAGAGGACGGAUACUACUUCACUAAUCUGUGCUGUGCAGUGGCCUUCAUAGAGAAACUGGAUGGUCAGUCUCUGAAUAUGAGCUCUGAGGAGUUUGAGCUCUACAUGUCGGGCCAGGCGUCUCCGAACUGGCCGCCGCCCACCACCGCCGCCUCAUCCGCAGGCGGCGCAGCCCAAACCCAGGUCCACAGCAGCCUGGACCUGCUAACCGGGCUCGGCGAGAGGCAGGAGCGGGUCGUGGAGAAGGCUCGGCAGCUGGAGAGCGACCUGAUAGACUGGACGGAUGAAGUGGAGCAGAAGGUGCAAAGCGCGCUGGAGAGCUUUCCGCUCGACGCCCAAAGCACCACGACGAACGCGGCCGGCGGGACGGCGACAACAACGGCGGCCGCAGCGUCGUCGGCCAUCGACUCUGAAAAUGUAGAGAACGAGCUGCUGCCUCCGCCGCUGCAGCCUCAGGUGUUUGCUGGUUGAUAGGAAAACAUCUGCUCUGCAGAAAAAUCUCCUGGAGGUUCUACUUCCAUCUUCCCGUGUGUUCUCUUUAUAGUCCUUAAGCACAUGUAGUGUCUGUUGGAUCUGGAGUGUUCAUUCAUCCGUCUGUUCCCUUAGAUGCCGUAAAACAUGCUGAGUCGUUACCCAACUGUUAGAUUUGAACUGUUGGGUAACGACUGCAUUAUCAUUACCCAACAGCAAUGGCUUCGCUGUAAAGGCACAACGAUCUUCACUGCAGAAAAAAAACAAACAAAAUCUUACCAAGUCAUUUUGGUCUGAUUUCUAGUGCAAUGUCUUAGUACACUUGACAUAAGUUUAAACUAACUUACAUGUAACUUUGUAGCAAGAUCUAAGGCAGACUAUUUUACCUGUAACACGGGAAAAAUGUCUUGUUACAAUUGAAAUAACCUGCUAGUGGAACUGGAGCUUUUUCUUCAAUUUUAAGGAAUUGUUUACUUUAAAUAAGCUCCCAUAUCUUCCUGAAAACUAAGAUAUUUGCACAGAAAACUAGACCAAAAAUAUUUGGUAAGACUUUGUGUUUUUGCAUUGUUCACGUUUUACCUCACAGCAAAAAGACAAAUAAGUGAUGAAAUUUAACCGCAGCUCCACAUGAGGUGGAGCAGUGGGACGCAACAGGGCAGACCCCGACCAUCAGAUGCAGCUCCUUUCACUGCGAAGGAGGAAAACACUCCACUAUAAGCUCUUCCAAAAAACUUCUCCUCAUCCUCUACCUGCAGUACCUCAGUACUUUUUAUAGCUGUUACAUUUGUACAGUAGCGAUAAAUGGCGUGCUUGAGUCCCAAACCUUCAGCCACGAUGCAAGAUGUCCAGAAAAAAAAAAAAAAACUAGGAUAGCAAAAGUUUAGAAACCAAAAAGAAAGACGUGUAAAAAUCUGAGUGAUCAAACUCCUCUGUUACUAAUGUUGCUCUUCAAGUCAUGCCUGUAUUUCAUGCUGAAUUUAGCUUGUAUUUCCCAGAAAUAACCAGAGAGUGUGUGCGCGUGUGUGUGUGUGUGCACAAUGACUGUGCAUGUGAAUAAGCGGCGCACGUGUGCUGCACGUUGUUCCCGACAAUUUGAAGACGAAGAAAAGAAAAUCGGCACCAGUACGUCCAAAUACUGUCGAGUCUGGUUUUUAUGACCUGUCAUCAUCAGCUGGAUGUUCAGAUUUUAUUUUUCUAUGAAGUGUCAGAAUAUAUCAAUAUUUCUUUGAUCAGCUUAAACUUGUAAUAUUUACAGCGGUGAAUGAGCAUGGAUGCAGCGUUUUCAGGAGGCCGACGAAAAAAAUAAAUUAAUCAAUUUAUUUAUUUAUUUCCUCCGGCAAAUAUUUUUAGACCAAAACAAAAGGAAAUAUCUUGUUUUCCUGCAAAAACAGGACAUAGCAGUCACCCCUAAAGCUUUAGUUGCUUCACUGUAGUUAUUUUUUAUUUUUUAGUCUGAUUUUAAAGCUCUUCAUGCAGCAUCAAAUUUCAGCUUUUAUCAGGCGACACCGUGUCAGACAGAUAGGAAAGUAAUUUUCAUUUCUCUGUAUUUGGCAGAUUUACAAUGACAAAAAUGCAUUAGGCAGACAUUUUACACUUGUGCUUUGUCUUUUGUUUUGUAUUGCAAUGACAUUUGCAUCCGAAGAGCCGUGUGAACCUGCCGUUUGAAAGCCAGGUCUUGUACUGCACCGCUAAGGCUUGGAAACCUUUUUAAUUUUGCACUGAGAGUGGAAGUUAAUUGAACAAGUGUUUUAAUCCAUUUGUUUGAUUAUAGGUUUGUUAUAGUUGCAGGUUUGCUGAGAUUAACUCGAAACUGCCUUUAAUUUAAGACAUAAUUUAUUGGGAGAGUUUUGAUCUGCCUACAUCUACGGGAGUGGAACGAUUGGUGGUUAAUAAAAUUGAAACUCAGUA